AUGCCUCGUUCUUCUCGCACAGGUGAGUUGAUUUUCGAUCCGGAGGUAGAAAAGACUGCACGCCGAACUAGAAAAGAGACUAGGCAACUCAGAGAGGAGCAGUCUAGCAUAGCUUCUCAGGAACUAGAUUCAGAGAUCGAAUCAUCAGAUUCAAGUGGUGAUAGUUUAAGUGACCAAGGCCAAGAGGACACCCUUAUGGCGAAUGCAAGAACACUAAGGGAGUUGGCUGCUCCAGAAUUGCCCCAACAGCCCUUAUGCAUCACUUUUCCAACAUUAGCUGAAAAUACCUCAUUCGAAUUGAAGUCAGGGCUAAUUCACCUAUUACCCACGUUUCAUGGCCUCUCGAGUGAAGAACCCCAUAAACACAUCCAAGAGUUCGAUGUGGUAUACUCCAGUAUGAAGCCUCCAAGCAUUACAGAGGAGCAGAUCAAACUCAGGGUCUUUCCUUUCUCCCUUAAGGAUGCAGUAAAGGAUUGGUUAUACUACCUACCUGCAGAAAAUAUCACAACAUGGGCCCAACUUAAGAAGAAAUUUUUGGAGAAAUUCUUCCCUGCAUCCCGGGUUGUAAGUCUGAGAAAAGAGAUAUGCAGCAUUAAGCAGUAUCCUGGAGAGUCUCUAUAUGAUUACUGGGAAAGAUUCAAUAAGUUGUGCACUAGAUGCUCACAACAUCAAAUUAGUAAACAACUAUUGAACCAAUAUUUCUAUGAGGGAUUCCAAUCGUCCGACAGGAGUAUCAUUGAUGCUGCAAGUGGGGGAGCAUUAGUGAACAAGACACCAAGGGAAGCAUGGCUACUUAUUGAAUCGAUGGCAGAGAAUUCUCAACAGUUUGGCUUCCGUGAGAGUAACCCUACCCGUAGGGUCAACGAGGUAGAGACGUCGUCCAUUCAGCAGCAGAUAUCGGAGCUGACAUCUUUUGUACGACAAUUAGCUGUGGGAAACAUGCAUCAAGCAAAGGCCUGUGGAAUUUGCACAAAUAUGGGCCACCCUACUGACUCCUGUCCUAUGUUGCAAGAGAAUGGGGCUGAACAAGUGAACAUGACUGGAGGCGUGCCCGCGCCUCGAAAACCGUACGACCUAUACUCCAACACGUACAAUCCAGGUUGGAGAGAUCACCCCAAUUUCAGUUAUGGGAAUAGGCCACAGAAUUCAUUCUCUAAUCAUCCACCAGGAUUCCAACAACCGUGGCAACAAAAGCCUCAACCCUCGUCCUCCAACUCAGGGAGUUCCUUGGAGGAAAUUGUCAAGAGUUUGCCCACGACCACUGCUCAACUCCAGCAAUAG
Molecule: messenger RNA, 1281 nt
Organism: Coffea arabica (coffee)
Lineage: Eukaryota; Viridiplantae; Streptophyta; Magnoliopsida; Gentianales; Rubiaceae
Source: RefSeq, a predicted model, not a curated record